AUGCUCGGCUGUGUCGCUGGCCACGUUGUAGAACAAGUCCCACGCCCCCUCAGAAUUGAUUUCACUUUAUAUGUCGCUAGAUCACUGUCGCGCGGUUCGUCAAUCAGUGCCGCAGAGAACAUCACCACCGAAUGCCUCCAGCUUGUGGAUGGAACCUUAGUUGAACAGGAUGCUAGCCGAACUGUCGAGUUUGAUUUCAACAAUGGCAACAGAAAUGUUACUUCUUUAUCAGUGACAUUGCUCUAUCUCCUCACCAUCCAGAACUCGACAAAUGUGCCCAAGAUCGGAACAUGCGUCCACGCUUCUGGUGACAGCUUUCCGACUGGGGAUUUUGCUUUGUUACCUGAAAGCCAGACAGCCGCCCGGGGGAGUCAGCUCCAUGUCAUGCGGCAGUUGUCAUCACUUCUGAUGAUGGUGCUGUCCGGCGUGCCACUCUCCACACAGUUAGCAGAUACAAAUUCACGUAUGUGGCACCUAUACAGGCCGCAAACGGGUUCUGGCUCACCAGUUCAAGCCUGA
Molecule: messenger RNA, 519 nt
Organism: Penicillium soppii
Lineage: Eukaryota; Fungi; Ascomycota; Eurotiomycetes; Eurotiales; Aspergillaceae
Exons: 1
Coding region: 1-519 (172 amino acids)
Source: RefSeq, a predicted model, not a curated record